CUCCAUGUUUGCCGGGUCCACCGUUCCGCUGUACCCACAAUGCCGACGGCUACCAAGAUGGCGGCCACUGGGGUCCUGCCGUUCGUCCGAGGCGUCGAUUUAAGUCGGAAUGACUUCUCGGAAUGUCACUUCCCGAAGCAUGUGCAGGACAUGGCUAGCCUGCGCUGGCUGCGGCUCAACAAGACGGGAAUCGACAAACUUCCCGAGGAGCUGGCGGACCUCAAGAAACUGGAGCACAUCCAUGUGGCCCAUAACAAGCUGGUCAGUCUGCACGGAGCCGAGCUGGCCGCGCUGCCCAACCUCAGGGCGGUGAACGCUCGCUACAACCAGCUGCGGAACACCGGCAUCCCGGGGGAGAUCUUCGAGAACGAGGAGCUGUCCGUCUUGGAUUUCAGCCACAACGAGCUGAAGAUGACUCCAUCAGAGCUGGAGAAUGCAAAAGGCUUACUAGUGCUGAACCUGUCCAACAACCGUAUUGACAACAUCUCCAACCAGCUGUUCAUCAACCUGACAGAUCUGCUGUUCCUGGACCUCAGCAACAACAAACUGGAGUCCCUCCCGCCCCAGAUGCGGCGCCUGGUGCACCUGCAGACCCUGAUCCUGAACAACAACCCUCUGCUGCACGCCCAGCUCAGACAGCUGCCCUCCAUGACAGCUCUGCAGACUCUGCACCUGCGCAACACGCAGCGCACAUCCAGCAACAUCCCCACCGCGCUGGAGACACUCGUCAACCUUACAGAUGUAGACCUGGCGUAUAACGAGCUGAGCCGUGUUCCGGAGGCGCUCUACACUCUCAGCUCGCUCAAGAGACUCAACCUCAGCAACAACUGCAUCUCCGAGCUCUCCCUUCUCAUAGACACCUGGACUAACGUGGAGGUACUCAACGUCUCCUGCAACAAACUCAAGUCACUGCCGGGCUCUCUGUCGAAGCUGGUCUCGCUGAAGCGUCUCUACAUCAACGUGAACCAGCUGGACUUCGAGGGCAUCCCGGCCUCCAUCGGCAAACUGCAGAACCUCGAGCACUUCGUGGCCUCCAACAACAACCUGGAGCUCAUCCCCGAGGGGCUCUGCAGAUGUGGGAAGCUGAAGCGACUGAUCCUAAACAGGAACAGACUGGUGACCCUGCCGGACGCCAUCCACGCGCUCACGGAUCUGGAGACGCUGGACAUCCGGGACAACCCCAACCUGGUCAUGCCCCCCAAACCCAAGGAGAAGAAAACCGGCAGUGGUCCCGAGUUCUACAACAUCGACUUCUCGCUACAACAUCAGCUGAGGCUCGCUACAGGGGCACCCCCCUCCCCCUCACAGGGGCAGCAACCCUCCAAGGACCCCCUGGCCAGGAAGAUGCGGCUCAGGAAGGUCAAGGACACAGCUGGGGACAGCGACAAGGUUCUCAAGGGCAUGACUGGAGUGACAGAAGAGAAGAACAAAAGGUUGAAGGAGUGGACCAAGGAUCAGGAGCAGGAGGGAGACAGACAGGAGGCAAAGCCGCGACGGUGGGACGAGGGUCUGGAGCGGCCGCAGCUCGACUACAGCGACUUCUUCACGGAGGACACGGGACAGACGGCCGGCGUCACCGUCUGGCAGAUCGAAAACUUCCUGCCUGUCCUCAUCGAGGAAGCCCAACAUGGGAAGUUCUACGAUGCCGAUUGUUACAUCAUCCUGAAGACCAGCCUUGACGACCAGGGCAACACUGAGUGGAUGAUCUUCUACUGGAUCGGAGCCGACGCCACACUGGAUAAAAAAGCCUGCGCCGCGAUUCACUCCGUCAACUUGAGGAACCUUCUGGGCGCCGAGUGUAGAACCAUCAGGGAAGAGCAAGCUGACGAGAGUGAGGAGUUCCUGGAGGUUUUUGACCACAACAUCUCGUACAUCGAGGGCGGCACAGCGAGCGGCUUCUUCACAGUGGAGGACACGCAGUACACCGUGCGCAUGUAUCGGGUUUCCAUCCCGAAAACGUACAACAUUCACCUGGAGCCAGUUCCAGUGAAGCAGGAAACCAGAGGUCUUCUUAAUAUGGUAAAGUUUUGCUGUACUUUGAUUGACAUCUCUUCCUCCAGGCUGAUGGCAGAAAAAAUCAACAAGAACGAGCGGAAAAACGAGGCGGAAAUCAGCGUCAUUCGGCAGGGCCAGGAGACCAAGGCCUUCUGGGAGCUGCUAGGAGGUCUGCCUGAUGAGAUUAUGCCCCACGUACCUGACGACUUUGCGCCGCCCAAACCCAGACUGUACCAGGUGUGCUUGGGGAUGGGAUACUUGGAGCUGCCACAAGUUGAGCUUGGGUCGGGCCAGCGGCUGCGGAAGGUUGUGCUGAACACCAGGAAUGUCUACAUCCUGGACUGCUACUCCGACGUGUUCGUGUGGUUGGGCAGGAAGUCGACCCGGCUGGUGAGGGCAGCAGCGCUGAAACUGUCCCAGGAACUCUGCAACAUGCUGCCCAGACCUGACGUUGCCAUGGUAACAAGAGUACAGGAAGGGACGGAGACGCAGGUGUUCAAGUCCAAGUUUACCGGCUGGGACGACAUCGUUCCUGUGGACUAUACCAAAAGUGCAGAGGAGGCGCACAAGGGCGGCCCUGAGAUCAAACGGGAUGAGGAGCAGGCUAAGAAGGAGGCUAAGACGGACCUGUCGGCCCUCUUCAUGCCCCGACAGCCGCCCAUGUCCUCAGCAGAGGCCGAACAGCUGAUGGAGGAGUGGAACGAGGAUCUGGACGGGAUGGAGUCGUUUGUUCUGGAGGGCAAGAAGUUUGUCCGACUACCUGAGGAGGAGAUCGGUCACUUCUACAGCGGAGACAGUUAUGUGUUCCUGUGCCGGUACUGUCACUUCUACAGCGGGGACAGUUACGUGUUCCUGUGCCAGUACUGUCACUUCUACAGCGGGGACAGUUACGUGUUCCUGUGCCAGUACUGUCACUUCUUCAGCGGGGACAGUUACGUCUGGCAGGGCCGAGACGCAAGCAACAUGGGCUGGCUCACUUUCACUUUCAGCCUGCAGAAGAAGUUUGAGUCGCUGUUCCCAGGAAAACUGGAGGUGGUGAGAACACACCAGCAACAAGAGAACCUGAAGUUCCUGGCUCACUUCAAGAAGAAGUUCAUCAUCCACCAAGGUCACAGGAAGGACAAACCAGCAGAGCCGCAGCCGUCGCUGUUCCAGAUCAGGGCCAACGGCAGCCCGCUCUGCACCAGGUGUAUCCAGAUCCCAGCUGAGGGCAAACUGCUAAACUCGGAGUUCUGCUACAUCCUGAAGGUUCCGUUUGACAACGACGAGACGAACGGGAUAGUGUACGUGUGGAUCGGGCGCUGCUCCGAACCCGACGAGGCAAAACUGGUGGAGGACGUCUCCAACGACAUCAACCCCAACGGCUCCUACAGUGUGCAGAUCCUGAACGAGGGGGAGGAGCCCGAGAACUUCUUCUGGGUGGCGCUGGGCGGGCGGACCGAGUAUGAGGAGGAUGCAGAGUUCAUGCGGCACACGCGGCUGUUCCGCUGCUCUAAUGAGAAGGGAUUCUUCACCGUGUCCGAGAAGUGCUCAGACUUCUGCCAGGAUGACCUUGCUGAUGAUGAUGUCAUGCUGCUCGACACCGGAGCGGAAGUGUUCGUCUGGGUGGGGCCGACUGCGAGUCAGAUCGAGGCUAAACUGGCCAUCAAGAGUGCACAGGUGUACAUCCAACACCUGCGCUCGAAGGGGAUCCAGCGGAAGCUUCGGCUGACAGUUAAGAACAAGGAGCCGUACAAGUUCACCUGCUGCUUCCACGGGUGGGGCCGCCACCGCCAGCAGGCCAAGCAGUUCAAGGGGCUCGGGUGGGUCUUCUAGACGUCUUAACGGCAGGAUGGGUCUUCUAAGGCAUCUUCAAGUACAC
Branchiostoma floridae (Florida lancelet) is the source of this 3856-nucleotide messenger RNA. Its product is annotated as protein flightless-1 homolog. NCBI's taxonomy places the organism in Eukaryota, Metazoa, Chordata, Leptocardii, Amphioxiformes, Branchiostomatidae. Bases 40 to 3810 code for a protein of 1256 amino acids. Gene Ontology annotation, biological process: myofibril assembly; barbed-end actin filament capping; actin filament severing. Gene Ontology annotation, molecular function: actin filament binding; phosphatidylinositol-4,5-bisphosphate binding. The record is from RefSeq and is a predicted model, not a curated record. The transcript has 39 exons. Gene Ontology annotation, cellular component: nucleus; cytoplasm; actin cytoskeleton.